Messenger RNA from Dendronephthya gigantea, 575 nucleotides. RefSeq lists its product as uncharacterized. The record is from RefSeq and is a predicted model, not a curated record. NCBI's taxonomy places the organism in Eukaryota, Metazoa, Cnidaria, Anthozoa, Malacalcyonacea, Nephtheidae. Bases 50 to 559 code for a protein of 169 amino acids. The transcript has 4 exons.
GGAUAUACGCCUGAAUAUUUAUAGCUAAAAAAAAUUUCCAGCAGGGACAAUGUUUCUACAAAGUUUUGCGGCUUUUAUGACCAUCUUGGUCGUUAUUCUUGCAACCUCGUCGACCCAAGCAAAUCCUUUGCCCAGAGACAAAGAACUUGAUCUGCAUAAAAAGAAGGGCGAAAUCUUUCACAGGAUUCCAACGGUGGACAACAAGAAAGAGGAAAAGUCAUCGAACGGAGAAGGGGAUUCAAUCAACUCCCAUAAUGUUAUCAUUGUUAACUUGAAGAAUGUAAAUAUAACAUUCGGAGGAGAUGUCGUGAUACGUCCGCAAGGGAUAAAAAUGGAACAGGCUCAUCGUCAUAAAGGGAAUUCCAGUAUUCACCGAGGUAGACAUGACUGGAAAAGACCGAAAAUUCCACAUCAUCUGGACACUGAACUUCUUCUACUAAAUAGUCAACGGGGUGCGCAGCCAACCGGUGCUAAGCCCGACAAAGGUAAACACAGUCGAGCAAGAUCGUUCCAGAAACAAUCUGCAAGAGACGGCGAGAAAGAUGGAAAAAUCUAUUGAUGUAAUCUCUCCCUCA